CCUGUUUUUAUCUUUUUUUUUUUUUUCAAGUCUAGUCAUUCAAUCACGUGUACUACUCUUAGAUAUGAGAGGAAAAAAAAAAAUGAACUUGAUAUUUCUGAAUUUGGCAGGUAUUUUACAUGUUCUAAAACAAUGCCAGGUUCACUUGGUCAUGAAGAACAUGAUGCGAAAACUUUUGCUUCAUGGGGUGUUGAUUAUCUGAAGUAUGAUAACUGCAACAAUGGUGGUUCAAAGCCAACUGUUCGGUAUCCUGUAAUGACCCGAGCUUUGAUGAAUGCGGGCCGACCAAUUUUCUUUUCGCUUUGUGAAUGGGGAGAUUUACAUCCAGCUCUGUGGGGUGCUAGGUUAGGAAAUAGUUGGAGAACUACUAAUGACAUUUCUGAUACAUGGGACAGUAUGGUUUCUAGAGCUGACAUGAAUGAAGUUUAUGCUGAUUAUGCAAGGCCUGGUGGUUGGAAUGAUCCAGACAUGCUUGAAGUAGGAAACGGUGGAAUGACAAAAGAUGAAUACAUAAUUCACUUUAGCAUAUGGGCCAUUUCUAAGGCUCCUCUCCUUAUUGGAUGUGAUGUGCGAAACAUGGCCAAAGAAACCAUGGAGAUCAUUGGCAACAAGGAGGUCAUUGAUGUAAACCAGGAUCCACUUGGUGUUCAAGCGAAAAAGGUCAGGAUGGAGGGUGAUAUAGAGGUUUGGGCUGGACCCCUUUCAGGCUAUAAGGUUGCACUCCUCCUGGUUAACAGAGGUCCAUCUCUUUCUCCAAUUACUGCGAAUUGGGAUGACAUUAGCAUCCCUCCAAAGACUGUCGUAGAGGCCAGAGAUCUUUGGGAGCAUAAGACAUUGAUUACAAAACUUGUGGGGAACCUGACAGUCACCGUUGAUUCCCAUGCAAGCAAGAUGUAUGUGUUGACACCAGUUGCUUGAGUUACCAUUGUUGAUGAGUUCACACCCAGGGUUCUUCCCUUGACUGAUCCAACAAAAGUAGAAAGAUCUAGUCACAAAGUAAUUCACAAAAUUCGGAAAAUAAGGUAAAAUAAAAUAAAGAGCAGAGGGAAGAAUGUAAGGCAGAGUUGUAGAAAUUAAUAAUGCAAUUCUUAGUCGUCUGCUUCUUUCAGAAAAGAGAGGGCGGGGAGGACUUUAUGCUACAUUUUUAAUGUUGAGGGAGAAAAUUAUUUGAAGUGAUGAAAUUUUAUGCUUUUGUAA
Molecule: messenger RNA, 1197 nt
Organism: Macadamia integrifolia
Lineage: Eukaryota; Viridiplantae; Streptophyta; Magnoliopsida; Proteales; Proteaceae
Product: alpha-galactosidase 1-like
Exons: 10
Biological process (GO): carbohydrate metabolic process
Molecular function (GO): hydrolase activity, hydrolyzing O-glycosyl compounds
Source: RefSeq, a predicted model, not a curated record